Messenger RNA from Bombyx mandarina (wild silkworm), 1470 nucleotides. RefSeq lists its product as uncharacterized. NCBI's taxonomy places the organism in Eukaryota, Metazoa, Arthropoda, Insecta, Lepidoptera, Bombycidae. The record is from RefSeq and is a predicted model, not a curated record.
AAAUUUCUAUUUCGAGAUAUUUUGAGGUUUGCCGACCAAUUUUCACAAACUAAGUAACCUAAAGUAACUGAAAAACAUUUUCAUUACCGUACUUAAACGUACUAAGAUAAUUAUUUGAUGUCAGUAACUUUCCACUGAAAUGAAUGUUGUGAAUAGUAGCAAAUAAAAUUAUUUUGUAACAAUUGUAUCUUACGAUGCGAGUGAUCGUAAAUGUUUGGUUGUACCAAUGUCCUUUUACGAUUUGCUAUGUUAGCGAGGAUCUCUUCCUUGUACCAGAGGAGAGAAUAUACAAAUCUUUAGGUUUAAAGACUGGAGACUGUUGUGAAAUAGGAAUGGAUGCUGAUAAUGUCAAGAAAAAUGUAUUAAAAUUGAAAAUAGAUGCAACUUUUUUGCUGCCAUUCGUGAAAGCCUGCAUGGGCUCAGAUGUCUUCCGAAAAAAUUUAUCAUACAACUUAAACAGCAUCUGCGAGUUCCCAAGGCACGGGACCGUAGUCCUCAAGUUAAUACUUGAACCACCAGAUAAAGAAAUAAUUGAUUACGCUUGGAAUGAAAGGAUCGUUAGAUUAGUUUGGAUGAGACUAGAAAUAGAAAAUGCCUUUUCUUGGUUAUCUACUUUAGGUGGUGCUUACUCUGCCUUAGGAGACUAUUUUGAAGACUGUGCAGAAGAAGCAGGCAGAAUAUCUAUAAGACAAUACAAACUAUCGAAAAUGUUAGGAGACGAAAGCUUAGCGGCCCGGAGUAGACUAUAUUCAGCACUGUCAUACUCACAGAAAGGACAUUUACAUUUAUCAAGGCAUAUAGUACGCAAUGUAGCCGAGUUCGCUAGAAUAACGAAUGAUAAACGUUUGUUCAGAAUGUGCCAGGGAGUUUGGGCGAAAUUAAAAUAUUUAAAGUCACUAAAGAAACAGGGUAAACACCAUGUGAAUGGUAAGAUUAGUGCGUAACAUGAAUUUUGUGAAUUUUCUAGUUUGCAUCUGAUGAAAUUGUAGAAAAUCUUGAAAAUUUGUUUUCUUCUUUUCUUCUGUAUCUCGUUUCUUUGUAGUCCAUGGAUAUUUUUAGAACUUCUAUUAUUACCUACGUUUUAACCCUUUGACUGCGAUGUGGGUCAUCGGUGCCCUAAGUCGAUUUCUGUUACUAAAGCGCCCAAAUAUAUAGUAGACUCGGAAAAACGAAUCCGAAGAUCCCAAGUAUGAAUUAUAUUUCUAAGAGACCCAAAAAUACUGAAACACAUUAAAAACAAAAGAAGGCAAAGUUAUAACAGAAAUCGAUAUCAUUACUUGAGUGGGCCACGUGGGGCACCGGUGACCCACAUGACAGUCAUAGGGUUAAUGCAGCAACUACGUCAUUCACAAUUUUUACCAUAUACUUAUAUGGAUUUGAAAGAUAAUCAAAUUUUAGAAAAAUGUCUGCAUUUUAUAUUAACAAUUAUUGGGUAAAUAUUUUAAGAUUAUUUUAAAAUACAAUCAGAGA